AUGGAUUCCUCUGAACCCCUCCGCCUUCAUACCUUACCUGUCGAUAUCCUCAUAGACAUCUUCAAAGCUCUGCCGAGCUUUGCUUUAGUUCCCCCCCUCGUCUUGACUCAUCGCGCCUUCAACGAUGUAUGGGCUGCGAAUUUCAACGAGAUCGCACCAUUCAUCGCACGUAAAAACUUCCAGCCUUGGUCGGAUGCUCUUAACCUUAUGCUCGAACAAAAGAACCUUGACUAUGAUGUCAUCGCUCUCCCCGGUCCGUACUUGCGCCUCUCAAGGGAUGAUAUCGCCCAACUUCAGAAUAACGCUCGUUACGUCAAUUAUCUCCAAAGAUCCCACAACGAUUGGAAAGAGCAAUGGUGGAAUAGCCCUCUUACAGAGUCCGAGGUGUUUCGAUACCACAGGGCCACCUAUCGAUUGUGGAAGUUUAUGCUCACAAUGUAUCUGCCGAAAUGUGAGGAUAUGUGUGAUGGAUACACGAUUAUGGAUCUCAUCGAUAUGCAGACAGCCGCGAGGAAGUUUGAUGUCUAUUACGAUUUCGAGGUGACGGGGCUGCCGAAUUUUGAAAAGGCUCCCACGGGCACGGCGAUCAACAGUUUGUAUAGCAUGUUAAGACGACGGGUCACUGCAUUCUGUGAGUGCGAUGAAAGUAUCGAUUCGGACGAUGUAUAUGAGUGCAACAAGCGGUAUGCGAAUUUGGUGAUGCUGGACCCGGAGGAGAUGAAGGGUAAGGAGUGGGUGAAGUCUGUGGUUGGGAAAUUGGAGCACUGCGAGAAAAAGUUGAAGGAGAAACAGCAGGGGGCUGCCGCUGCGAAGAGCACAGCCUGA
Morchella sextelata is the source of this 825-nucleotide messenger RNA. RefSeq lists its product as uncharacterized. The record is from RefSeq and is a predicted model, not a curated record. NCBI's taxonomy places the organism in Eukaryota, Fungi, Ascomycota, Pezizomycetes, Pezizales, Morchellaceae. Bases 1 to 825 code for a protein of 274 amino acids. The transcript has a single exon.